Molecule: messenger RNA, 1463 nt
Organism: Dermacentor andersoni
Lineage: Eukaryota; Metazoa; Arthropoda; Arachnida; Ixodida; Ixodidae
Source: RefSeq, a predicted model, not a curated record
CUACCCGAGUGAAGAGUAUCGUCUGUGGUAGCAUCGAUCGGUUUUUCGUCUCCCAACAUGGCUACAUUCAACGGAGUGCAGCUUCUGGUGCUGCACUCGCUGGUGUUCUGGUGCGCCGUCAACGCCGGCGGCCUCCACCCGGCCACGGAGGGCUUCUCGCACACAAUCGCCCACCCGGACGGCUCGACGCACCACUCCACCUUCAUCAGGCACAACACGGACGUGGUGCCGCGUGAUCACGACUCUGGCGUCUACGACCCGCACUCGGGACACGUCGUGUCCGUCCACUCCACUGGCCCCCACGGUUACAGCACCGGCGCUAGCCACGUGGUCGCCUCCAGGCCGCUUGGAGCUUACGGCACCGCUGCCUACGGAACUGCCGCCUACGGUGGCUACGGAGCCUACGGAGGAUACGGAGCCUAUGGAGGUUACGGUGCUGUCGCCGCGCCAUCCUACUCUGUGGCCGCUGCUCCAGCCGUGUCCGUGGCAGCAGCUCCGGCAGUUACUGUGGCUCAUGCCCCCGCUGUCUCCGUCGCAGCCCCAGCUGCCACGACUGUCGUGAGCCAUGGAGCCGCCGUUUAUCCAGGACACACGGUCACCGGCGUCGGCUACGGAGGUGGCCUCGGCCUUGGCUACGGGGCUGGUUAUGGCCUCGGCUACGGCGGUGGUUAUGGCCUCGGCUACGGUGCCGGUUAUGGUCUCGGCUACGGCGUCGGAACCGUUGGAACCGUCGGAACCGUCGGAACCGUCGGAACGGGCGUCGCCACCUACGGAACUGGGCUCGCGACUUACGGCGCUGGCUACGGCACAGGCUACGGCACAGGCUACGGCACAGGCUACGGCGCUGGCUACGGCCUGAGCACCGGUUACGCCCUUAGCGGCCUCGGAGGCUAUGGCUACGGCCUGCCAACCUCCCGCACGGUGGUCCAGAGGGGCCCGUACAUCAACAACCGAGUCGUGCAAACGGCUUUCGGCGACGUCCACACGCCACACCACGAGUUCCACCACCACGAGCACCACACCGUGCACCCGACCGGAGGUACCGCUUUCGCCGUCGGAGCCUUCAAGAAAUAGGACCGCAAGUUCCUCGAUGCCGGCGGUGCCAUCCCAGGUGGCUUCAAGAAAUGGGAUGCCUCUCGGCCCGUCGUGUGCUUAAGCGCGGAGAACAGGUGGCCCUGACAUGAACAAGUAGCCGGCAAGACGAGCAUCGUCGAACCAUUCUGCUUCCGGCGUGGUACCGGUAGCAAGUAGUCACUAUAGCAAGGGCAAAGGCGAUCUCUACCUUCGAACGAAAAAUUGGCGGCCGCACGGUUCCCGGGAACCGAUACUAUGAGAAAUACACUGAGGAAAGUCCAUGAAGUGAUGAUGUCAGCUGAACGCUGCGAGUAAAAACGCUCUUGCCUGAUUGUUUUGUUAUCUAUUUAUGAAUAAACGAGGUAUUUCGAGUAAAAACACGUUUUAAA